AUGGUUUUUAAAUUAUUCGAAAAUUUUGGAAUUAGUGAUUUUCUUUUAUUUUUAAGUACCAUAUUAACGAUCUAUGUGGCACAAUAUUAUUACAAAUAUUUUACUCGUGCCAAUCCUUUACCUGGACCAUUUCCAUUCCCAUUCAUUGGUAAUUUACCUCAAUACUAUUUGUGGUCUAAAGGAAAUAUCAAAGAAUUUUAUGGAUAUAAUUACAAGAAAUAUGGUGAUAUUGAAGGAUUAAAAGAAUUGGGAAUUGAAGGAAAAGGAAUAUUGUUAAAUCAAGAUCUUAAAUCGUGGAAAUAUAAUCGUCAGUUUUUCUCUCAAGCUAUUUUGUCACCGAAAUUUACUAAUGAAGCUAUUGAUUGGACAAACAAACUUUUCAACGAACUGGAAGGUUAUUGGAAUAAGUUAUUCCUUAAAGAAGAAAUUAUCAAAGAAAAUAAAAAUAAAUUGGAUUUUGCCGCAUGGCUUCUUCAUUACACAAAUGAUAUGAUUAUUAAAAUAUUAACUGGGGAAAGAUCUUAUUCAAUGGCGGCUUAUUUUGAUACUCUCAGUGAUGAAAAAUCUGAUCAUCCAUUAGCAAUAGUCGAUGAUUCUGUAAAAUUAGUUCAAGCACUUCGUAAACANUUUGUAUACGUAUCUCCUUUCUUACGACAUUAUAUUCCAUUUUUUAAGAGUAAAGCAGAUGACUUACUUUUAAAUUUAAGAUUUAUUAAUAAAAGACUGGAUGAAAUUAUUAAGAGACGUAGACAAGCAAUUGAAAAUACAUCAUUGGAUAAACCUUUAAAAAAUGAUAUGUUAACAUCGUUAAUUACUGCGAAUACACCUCGUGAUGUUAAUCAUGUCAAAACUGUUGGCGGUGAAGCUUUGGAUAGACCUAUGACUGAUACUGAAAUUCGUGGUAUUAUUUUUGAUGGAUUUCUUGGUGGAACUGAUACAACAGCAAACACAAUUUCGUACAUUAUAUACUAUAUUGCACAUAAUCUAGAUGUGAAAAAGAAAUUGAUAGAAGAAAUUGAUAGAAUAUUCCAAGGUGAUAAAACACGUCCAAUCACUGAAAAUGAUUUUCAAAAAUUAAAAUACUGUGAAGCAAUUGCAAAGGAAGUCGCUCGCGUCUUCACAGUUGUACCUUCGUUUACAAGAUAUAUUAAUAAACCUGAUGAAAUAGCAGGAUAUAAAUGGCCAGCCGGGACAAUGUUUCGAAUCAAUGCCGAUGCUAUUCAUUAUAAUAGAGACUAUUGGGAAGAUCCUGAUAAAUUUAAUCCUGAUAGAUGGAUGGUUGAAGGUUUUGAGCCAAAUAAACAUUCAUUACUCAUGUUUGGCGGUGGAUUAAGGAUUUGCCCAGGAAGAAAGUUGGCAAUGAUUGAAUUAGUUUGUUUGAUUGCUUUAUUAUAUAGAAAAUACGAAAUUGAUCUAGUAGAUAUGAAUGCUCCUUUAAAAGUUAUAAGUGGCGGUGUAACUGCUUGUACCGAAUUAUUAGUUGAAAUUAAACCAAGAAAUUGAUUUUUGUGAUUAUAAAUAUACGGUAAAUAAUUUUUUUUAAAAAUUUUACUAUAUAAUCAAUUUUUAUUAUUAAGUUCUUUAAAGCAUUCCGCAGUAGUUUCGGGAAAGUGUAAUACUAAAAUUUUCAUGCUAUGGUUAAUUGCCUUUACCGAAUUACCGAAAUUGACAAAGAUACCAAGUUUACUCGAAAUUUAUUAUUAUUUAGUUUGUUUUUU
Molecule: messenger RNA, 1718 nt
Organism: Rhizophagus irregularis DAOM 181602=DAOM 197198
Lineage: Eukaryota; Fungi; Glomeromycota; Glomeromycetes; Glomerales; Glomeraceae
Source: RefSeq, a predicted model, not a curated record